UCUCUAUUGAAAGGGGGACAAAUAUUUAUAACUUAUAGCUUCUACCUCUUCUACAGCUCCCUAAACACUAUUUCCUCAUUAAUUAUCAGUCAGCUGGUGAGUUUUAGCUGAGGUGAGUGACAUCAACAAAGAUGGCACUUUAUAAGGCCCUGCAGACACCCCCUGUCUCGUAUUUGUUAACUGGGCACUCCCAACAACUCAGAGAUGCCUCUCUGUGUACUACUCCUGGUCUACACCUUGCUGGCAAAGGCAGAGAAGCCUUUCUGUCACUUGAUGGGGAUGCCGGAGGUACCCUUGUUAUCAAAGGAAGGAGAUGUGAUCAUCGGAGGAGCAUUUUCAAUUCACAGCAAAGUCACACAACCAACAAUAACUUUUAGGGGGAAACCAGAACCUGUCACAUGCUCAAGCAUAAACUUCAGAGAAUUCCGCUUUGCUCAGACAAUGAUUUUUGCCAUUGAGGAGAUCAAUAACAGCAGUAGCUUACUUCCAAAUGUGUCCAUAGGUUAUAAAAUAUAUGACAGUUGUGGCUCAACUCUGUUGUCUAUGAGAUCAGCUAUGGCUUUAUUGAAUGGACAAGACCUCACAGUGGAGGAUUCGUGUGCUGGGCAGUCAGCAGUGCAUGCAAUUAUAGGAGAAUCCGAGUCCUCCUCAACUAUAGUACUUUCCAGAACUACAGGACCCUUCAAAAUACCUGUGAUCAGUCAUUUUGCCACUUGUGCCUGUCUGAGUAACAGGAAAGAGUUCCCCUCCUUCUUCAGAACCAUUCCCAGUGACUACUACCAGAGCAGGGCACUGGCUCAGCUUGUAAGACACUUUGGCUGGACCUGGGUUGGGGCUGUGAGAAGUGAUAACGAUUAUGGAAACAAUGGUAUGGCAACAUUUGUGGAGGCUGCACAGAGAGAGGGAGUGUGCGUUGAGUACUCAGAGGCCAUUCUGAGGACGAACUCUCGUGAGAGGAUUGCCAGUGUGGUGGAGGUCAUAAGAAUGGGCACAGCUCGUGUGCUGGUGGCCUUUCUGGCACAGAGUGAGAUGGAGGUGCUGCUGGAAGAGGCCCUCCUUCAAAAUCUCACUGGGCUGCAGUGGAUAGGGAGUGAGUCCUGGAUCACAGCUAGGCACCUGGCCACACGAAAGACAGCCAGGAUCAUCAGUGGAGCCAUUGGCUUUACGAUAAGCAGGUCAAAAAUCCCCGGGCUGAGGGACUUCCUCUUGAGGGUGAAUCCAUCAGAAAACAAUUCCAGCUCCAUUCUGAGAGAGUUCUGGGAGACAGCAUUCCAAUGCCAGUUGUCUGAACAAAGCAAUAUAAAUAGUAUGAGGCAAUGUUCAGGUUCAGAAAACCUGACAGAGCUUAAAAACCCCUUUACUGAUUUGUCAGAGCUUAGGAUCUCCAAUAAUGUGUACAAAGCAGUAUACACAGUGGCUCACAGCGUGCAGAACCUUUUGAACUGUACAGAUGGUCAACAUCCUUUUGAGGCCAGAGAGUGUAUUCUGAAAGAAAGUAUUAAGCCAGGUCAGGUAUUACAUUAUUUACAUGGGGUGAAUUUUACAAUGCCUUCUGGAGAGAAGGUUUACUUCGACCAAGAUGGAGAUCCAGCAGCAAGAUAUGAGUUGGUGAACUGGCAGAAAAAUGCUGCAGAAGACACUGUGUUUGUGACUGUUGGGGAAUAUGAUGCCUCACAGCCGGAAGGCAAGCAGUUUGCCAUGAAAGAUGUCAAUAUUGUUUGGGCUGGCAACAGCAACUCAAAACCAAGCUCUGUGUGCAGUGAGAGCUGCCUCCCAGGCUAUCGCCAGGCUGCGAUCAGAGGGAGGCCCGUGUGCUGUUUCUCCUGUGUGCAGUGUGCUGAGGGAGAGGUCAGCAGUAAAAUGGAUUCUACAGAAUGCACAAAGUGUCCUCUGGAGUUCUGGUCAAAUAAAGACCACAGCCGCUGCACUCUGAAGCAGAUGGAGUUCCUCUCUUUCACUGAAAACAUGGGAAUCAUCUUGACUCUAUUCUCUCUUGCAGGCGCCUGCUUCACUAUUGUUGUGGCAGUUGUGUUCUUUUGUUUCAUCGACACGCCCCUGGUUAAAGCCAGUAAUUCAGAGCUCAGCUUUCUGCUGUUGUUUUCUCUCACCCUGUGUUUCCUUUGUUCUCUCACUUUCAUCGGUCGGCCCUCUGAGUGGUCCUGCAGACUGAGACACACAGCGUUUGGGAUCACGUUUGCUCUCUGUCUGUCCUGUAUUCUGUCUAAGACUAUGAUAGUGGUCAUGGCUUUUAAAGCCUCAGUACCAGGUGCUGGGGUUCCUCAAUGUUCAUUGCCCUUGCAGAGACUGAGUGUAUUGUGCGGUACACUUCUGCAAGUGAUCAUAUGUGCCCUAUGGCUAGCACUUGCUCCUCCAGUUCCAAACAAGAACAUGGCUUACUCCACCAAUAAAAUCAUUCUAGAAUGUGAUCUUGGAUCAGCUGUGGGAUUCUGGGGUGUGCUGGGAUACAUUGGACUCCUAGCUGUCUUGUGUUUCAUACUGGCUUUUUUGGCUCGAAAGUUGCCAGAUAACUUUAAUGAGGCCAAAUUCAUCACAUUCAGUAUGCUGAUAUUUUGUGCAGUCUGGAUCACUUUUAUCCCAGCUUAUGUCAGCUCUCCUGGUAAAAUGACUGUAGCAGUGGAGAUAUUUGCCAUUUUAGCUUCUAGCUUUGGUCUCCUUUUCUGCAUAUUUCUUCCUAAAUGUUACAUAAUAAUAUUUAAACCAGAUAGAAACACAAAGAAACACGUGAUGGGUAAAGCACAUGUGAAAUCACAGUGA
Messenger RNA from Clupea harengus (Atlantic herring), 2775 nucleotides. RefSeq names its product olfactory receptor C family, h1 (gene olfch1). Gene Ontology annotation, molecular function: G protein-coupled receptor activity. The record is from RefSeq and is a predicted model, not a curated record. Gene Ontology annotation, cellular component: plasma membrane. Gene Ontology annotation, biological process: G protein-coupled receptor signaling pathway. Lineage: Eukaryota; Metazoa; Chordata; Actinopteri; Clupeiformes; Clupeidae.